AUGACGACGCGGGAGUCGGGAGAGACGCGACCGAGACGCGCGGAGACGACGAUGGAGGGCGAGGGCGGGUGCGCGGCGACGGCGACGCGGACGACGAACGCGCAGGGCGUGCACACGGUGUCGAUCGCGCUGAAGACGCUGCCGAAGGGAGUGGCGAACGCGAGGGAGGUGACGUUUCAUUGGGGGGUGAUGCGGGAAAAGACGGGGAAGACGUGGCAGGUGUUGCCGAGCGAGUUGCACCCGCCGAACACCGAAUAUUACAAGGGCGACAAGGCGAUGCGGAGCGCGUUUCCGGUGUGGGGACCGGUGAACUUAGUGCUCGAUCCGCAGGCGAAGAGCGUCGCGUUCGCGCUGUACGUCGAAAAGACUGGAGAGUGGAUCAACGCGGUCGGGGGUGGGAAUUUCGAGAUCGACCUCGCGGCGGAAACGCCGUCGACGGCGGUCAAAGCGGCGGCGAGCGCCGUCGAAGCGCCCGCGCCGACGCCGAAGGAGGAAAUCCUGAAGACGGCGCCGAAGGUGACUGUGAAGGCGACGGCGACAGAGAUGACGAGUGCACUCACCGAUCCCAUCGAGCUUCUCAUCGCGGACAUGGCUCGUGUGGAAUGGGAAGCCGUCGGACGUCCGGGCCUCGACGCCCAGACUCGGGACGACAUGCUCAGGCGCGCGGCGGAUCAAAUCAAAAGUAAGCUCGCCGAGGGUAUGAGUUUUGAGCAAAUCGCGGCCGGUGACGCUAGCGUGAAGAGUGUUCCCAAGGUUGUCGCGACUGAAGCGCCCAAGGUGGUUGCGAAGACGAUUGAGACGCCAAUCGCGACGAAGAAGUUUUCCCUCGAGGAUUUCCAGGCUGUCGCGCAGGACAGAGCGACCGACGACACGAACGUCAAGUGGAAUAAACUGUACGAAGAAGGUGGUACGACGAUAUUCGUGGAGGCGCGAGAAGUGAAUGGUAGUGGGAUCCAAUUACACGUCUUGGCGGACUCCAAAGACGAUCUUAUCAUUCAUUGGGGCGCGACGACGACGACGGAUGGCUCAUGGAAACCGCCGCCGCACGGUUUCAGCACUCAACCCUCUCGUUCAUGGGCUUCCUCGGGCAGCAGUUGGGAGACUGAGCUCGAACGCAUCAGUCCCAAUCUUCGAGCGGUGACUUUGGAUGUGCCGUUGGAUGUAAAAGCGCGCGAGGGCAUCAUCUUUGUGCUACGAACAACGUCAAACAAAUGGAUCAAGAAUGGUCGAGACGACUUUUUUGCCUCCCUCGAGGGUUCGGUUCUCGAGCGUCCGGCUAAGACGGAGAAAAAGUCGGAGCGUCGCAAAGAUUCCCAACAAGAUCGAUCGCGUAAAGAGAGCCGUAGCGAACCAGUCGUCGUCAAAGUCGCGAAGAAGGAGAAGCCUGCGCCAAUCAAGCGAGACCGCUGGGACGUCGACGACAUCGCGCUCGAUCAGGGCGUAUUCCAAAACUUGGGCGGUUUUGUCGCGCAGGAUAUGGUUGACAGGAUUUGUGGCGAAGAAUCGGGUGCAACACGAUCUUUGAUGCAUCGAUACAACGCUGGCGCAGACAUGUUGGGCGCAAUGCACGGCGCGGGCGAACCCGGACUCACCGCCCUCUUCUGUUGGUUCCGCUUCAUGGCGUUGAGACAGUUGGUCUGGAAUAACGAUUACAACAUCAAGCCACGAGAAAUUAGUGCAGCGCAGGCGAGAAUGACAGAGGGUCUGAGUGCGAUUUACAGACAAGAUCCUGAGUACAGAGACAUCGUGCGUCUCAUCAUGGCUACGAUUGGCAGAGGUGGCGACGGAGACGUCGGUCAGCGCAUUCGAGACGAGAUUCUUGCCGUUCAGCAAAAGAACAACUGCAAGGGUGGAAUGAUGGAAGAGUGGCAUCAAAAGUUGCACAACAACACGUCGCCGGACGAUGUUCCUAUUUGUGAGGCGUUGCUCAAAUUUAUUGCGGCAGAUUGCGACAUCAGCGUUUAUUGGGCGCACCUUCACGCCAACGGCAUUGACGCCGCGCGGAUGAAAGCUUACGACCGCCAAAUUUGUAGCGAACCCAGCUUCUCUCGAGAUCAAUACGAAGGUUUGACGGCUGAUUUGACCGAGUAUCUUCGCACGCUGAAGGCGGUGCACUCUGGUGCUGAUCUUGAUUCAGCCGCAGAGGCGUGCCUCGGUUACCACCAAGAUGCGUGCAAAGGUAAGGAGAUCAAUAUUCCUCCGAUUCGUGAAGUUGCGAGCGAACGUCUGGAAGAGCUCUUAUGCGCAGCGCGAGAGUUACGUUCUGAAGAUCCUUUGCUCGCGCUCGAAGCGAUGAUUGAGGCGAGAAGAUACCUUUGGACGUGGACUCGUCCCGGCGGAAAAUCAAACGAUCGCAUCAAGGAUGUCAUUUAUCUCGAUCUUGCGUUAGAAGGUGCGGCGCGUUCGGUCAUCGAAGGAUCUCUUGAAUCUUUGCCUACUCGAGCUCCUUACGAAGUUUUGAGAAUCAUGAGCCUCGUCCUCGAGAAUCUUUGCAUGUCUGCAAGCGGCAACCACGAGUUGCGCAUUUGCCUGAAAGAGUGGCAAAAUGUGCUUGAAGCAGCGAGACGCCAAGGAGAUUGGGCUUUGCAGGCAAAAGCGGUGUGCGAUCGACUGCAAAACUCGCUUGGCGAAAUUUCUCAGCGCUAUAUUGACGCACUUCAGCCGACGGCACAGAGCAUGGGAAACAAGCUCGGUGUGGAUGGACACGUGCUCGACCUGUUCUCGGAAGAAAUCAUCCGUGGAACUGCAGCGGCGCCACUUUCUCAAAUGCUCAGAGUUCUCGACCCAGUUAUUCGUAAUGUUGCGAACAUGGGCAGCUGGCAAAUCGUCAGUAACGCCGAGUGUAGUGGCGUGAUUGUUUCGGUCGCAUCCCUCGCCGAUGUGCAAAAUGUCAAGUAUUCUCAACCGACUGUCAUUAUUGCCGACCGCGUUGGUGGCGAAGAGGACAUUCCGGUUGGCGUGGUCGCGAUCGUUACUCCUGAUAUGCCAGAUGUGCUGUCUCACUGCGCCGUUCGCGCCCGUAACGAAAAGGUUCUUUUCGCUACUUUGUUUGACGUGAAUGUUCUAGAACAGAUGAAAGCCAUGACCGGGAAAUCCGUGCAACUCAAGCCGUCUGCGCAGGGCGACGAUUUGCAAUUCGAUGUUGUCGACGGCAUCAUCGGUACCGACGCGGAGGUCAUAGCAACAUCGUCGAGCGAUUCCGUUUCGAGUGACAUAUCGAUCAUCAAACGUCCGUUUCAAGGAAAAUUUGUCGCCACGUCAUCAGAGUUUACCCCAGAGCUUGUCGGCGGCAAAUCUCGAAACUUGCAACUCCUUCGCGGUCGAGUCUCAAACCUCAUAAAGUUACCGCCGUCCGUUGCGAUGCCUUUUGGUACGUUCGAUGCAGUUCUUGAUGUCCCUGAGAAUGCAGGCGCAAAGAGACAAAUUGCAGAGUUAGUCAAACAACUUGAAGCGUACGACUCCACAGACGGCGUUGGCUUCAAAGCACUCAUUGCGGAAGUCAAGGCAUGUAUCGCCACUUUAAAACCGACGGCCGACCUGUCGAAAAGUUUGAAAGUCGCCUUCGAAGCCGAAUCACUCGGUUGGCCGGGAGAUCUCGUGACGAGCGCUCAAGGUCAAAAGGCAUGGAAGACGAUUCUUGGCGUAUGGGCAAGCAAGUACAACGAGCGAGCCGUUUUGAGUUGCAAAAAGGCAGGGCUGAAUCACGCCGAUUUGUCCAUGGCUGUGCUUUGUCAGCCCGUCGUUCGUGCGCGAUACGCAUUCGUACUGCACACAGUGAAUCCACAAAACAACGACAAGAGCGAAAUUUACGGUGAGCUUGUGUGUGGUCUGGGCGAAGCGCUCGUCGGUAACUUUUCUGGUCGAGCAUUGUCAUUCAAGACAUCCAAGAGCAAUUUGGAUAAUCCGACCGUCGUCGGGUUCCCUUCGAAGUCAAAAGGACUUUUCAUGGAGCAAGAUUCACUUAUUUUCCGAUCCGAUAGUAACGGCGAAGACCUGGAAGGGUUCGCCGGUGCGGGCUUGUACGAUAGCAUCACCAUGGAGGAGGCAACGUUGAAAAACGUCGACUACUCCACCGACAGCCUCAUUACGGACGAAACCAAGCGACAAAAGCUUUUAGCGACCAUCUCCAAGGUUGCACUAGAGAUUGAGACACUUUGUGGGUCUCCUCAAGACAUUGAGGGCGCGAUAUCUGAAGAUGGGCAGCUCUACAUCGUUCAAACGCGACCUCAAGUGUAG
Ostreococcus lucimarinus CCE9901 is the source of this 4236-nucleotide messenger RNA. RefSeq lists its product with no specific name. Bases 1 to 4236 code for a protein of 1411 amino acids. The transcript has a single exon. The record is from RefSeq and is a predicted model, not a curated record. Gene Ontology annotation, molecular function: ATP binding; kinase activity. Gene Ontology annotation, biological process: phosphorylation. NCBI's taxonomy places the organism in Eukaryota, Viridiplantae, Chlorophyta, Mamiellophyceae, Mamiellales, Bathycoccaceae.